Molecule: messenger RNA, 13028 nt
Organism: Seriola aureovittata
Lineage: Eukaryota; Metazoa; Chordata; Actinopteri; Carangiformes; Carangidae
Gene: dnah1
Product: dynein, axonemal, heavy chain 1
Exons: 79
Coding region: 130-12753 (4207 amino acids)
Biological process (GO): microtubule-based movement
Cellular component (GO): dynein complex
Molecular function (GO): ATP binding; dynein intermediate chain binding; minus-end-directed microtubule motor activity
Source: RefSeq, a predicted model, not a curated record
CUGACGUUUAUGUCCUUACGCUUGGAAACUGAGAUUUUAACCGUUCAGCUAGCCAGUAUUUCACCAAAAGUUAUAUACAUUGUACCUAAAAUGAGCGUUACAACUUGUGACUACAUUUAAGCUGAGAAGAUGGAGGGCAAAACUACGCCUUAUUUUGGGGCACUCGUGCCAUAUCCUCCCAGCAAACCUCCAGAGCCCAGGCUCCCAACUCAAAGUCACAGGCGCCUCCAUUUAAUCAGGAAAUGCUCUCUGAAUGAACAGGAGGGCCUCUACUCACAAGAUAUUACACCCGGGUUCCAGUUUCUUACAGUUGGACCUAAAAUCCAGCAAAGGUCACAGGGCCAAUCCAACCUUCAGUUAAGUGAGUACAACACACCAAAAGUUACAACAGUCAAGACUUCAUCUGACCAGUACAAGUUUGUUGAUAAGGAUUACCAUGGACCUAUCUCACAGCUAUCUCAGAAUCCUUACUUCUGCAGGCAUGGAGAUACACCUAAGGUCCAGUUACCCUAUCAAACCAUUCCUGGCCAGAUACCUCGCAAGUUAGCGAUAGAAAGACGUCGAAGGGAAUACUUGAAAUUAGAUUUUGAACAGCUCCUGGCAGAAAAAGGCAUAGACUCCAAUCUUAUAAUGCCAAGAAAUCCGAGGAGUAGUGAUGAGGAUGUGACAACAUCAGACAAUCAUGUAUCCCCCUGUCUCCCACUGGAGAUAUUUGACAAUGAGGAGUAUGACUGCUGGACUCCAGAAGACUGGCUUGCCCUGGGCAAAGCUGAAGGAUCACCUGAUCAAAAACCUAUCCCUGCAAAAGCACUGCUGCCUACAGAUAACAGUACUUCUUCUGAGGACACCAAAAGCUCCUGCUUGGAGUACAGCUGGCAUUUAGUUGGGGUUCUUGACUACAGUAGAGACAAAUGCCAGUACCUGGUGCACAAGGUUCACCAAGUGUCAGAUGAGGAAGGAAAUCCUAUUCUAAACGAAGGACACAAAAAUAGCAAAUUUCCUGGAGUAAACCCUUUGCUACCAGGCACUGAGCACUGGGUACCCAGGAUCAGACUGUUAUUCUUUGCUGAGGACCCACGUGUCUUUGUUGAACGGAUUCAGUUUGCCCUACGCUUGAGGGAAAAUACAGAGGCCCUGCUCUUCUACCACUUGUCUGUGGACUGCAUGCCUAUCUGGAAGGGAACGCCAUCUCUUGAUACCCACAGUCUGCAGUAUAUGAAAAAAGCCCUUUCAACCCCUGGGCUCAGGCUGGAAAUUAUUGAGAAGUGUAUAGGGGACUUGGAGAAAGAGGUCAAACUGGAAUAUUACCGUACUAUGAACUGCAUGACCUUUGACAAAGUUGUGAUGAGCAAUUCAGAGGAGUUUUCACACAUCACCCAGCCAAAGAAGGACCCUGAGCAUCUACCACAAAAAGGGUGCAUUCCAAUUCCUCACUUUGACUAUAAGAAGAACCAAGCUGUAUUUGUCUUCCGCUCCCUGCUGAGAAAGCCAGAAGUGAUCUGUGUAUUAUCUGAAGUAAGGUCUGAGUGUAACAAGGUAGCAACCAUGAGGCUGUUCAAUGUCACCUUGACCAAACCGCUGCAACUGGAUGAGUUUGAGGUCAUCCAGACUCAAAUACAUACUAAGAUAAGCUUGCUUCUUCGGGAGUCAUGGACGAACACGCUGAGCAACAGCAUCCGUUCCAACCUGGGAAAUAUUGGCAAGGGCUCAUACAACGUCAACGAGUCUCACUGGGAUAUGUACAAAAUGUCCAGGCUAUACGGACUAAUGGGUGUCGUGCGUUUCAGAAUGCAGGACUCCCUGCGCCACCUUGUGCAGAACUCGCUGGUCAGCCUGACUCGCCUUGUGUUGGACGCCUGCCACAGUGUGCUGACAUGUCCUCAGGACCUGGUCUGGGGGAGUGACCUUAUCACUAGUCCGUACAAGCCAAAAAAGAACCCUCUGUUCCUGGUGGACUUGGUUCUGGACCAGAAUGGGGUUCAGUACAGCACACCGCUGGAGAAUUUUGAGACGUCUAUUGUUAACCUGUUUGAUAGGAGCAUUUUGGCAACGUACAAUGUACCCCAGCUUGAUAAGUUUGUGAUGCAGAAGUUGUUUAUUGGUGAUGAUCCAUUACUGGAGUCAGUGAAUUUGUGGGAACCAGAAGUAACUGAGCAGCGAGAGAAGGUCCGCAAUGCACUGAUACAAGCAGCCAUCCCCCUCAGGGCUUAUGCUACUGAAUAUGAAGAGCAUUUAGAUCUACACAACUUGGACAUAGACACCCUUCUCAACUCUCAUACCCAUGCUGAACAGACAUCCCAAGAAGUGAAGAAAGAGGUGGAACAACAUCUCAAAGAAAUGGAAAAGAUCCAACACUCCUUGCCAUCCUACAUUGUGAUUGGUCCAUUUAUUGUCCGUGUAGACACUGUACGUCAGGCUCUCUCCAGCAAAAGAAAGGCUUUAGCCAAUGCAAUGCUGUGUCACCUGGCUCUGAAGCUACGCAAGAAGGUUGAUGAUGCAUGUGAAAAGUGUAACAUUAUAAGUAGAAAGCUACAGGAGAUGCCCAACAGCAUUGAGGAACUGACUGAAAAGAGAGAAUGGAUGAAACAAAUCCCAGAACAGCUCAAGAGUUACAAGGAACUUAUUGGCAAGACCCUGUCAGACUAUGAGGUACUAGAGGAACUUUGGUACUGUCUUUCAGAUGAGGAUGCUAAUAAAAAGUGGACAGCUAUUGGAUGGCCUCAAAGGAUAAUCAACCAGAUGGAGGCAGCAGCAGUCCAGCAUGUGGAGGAUGAGGAGCGCUUCCGCAAGAUCCAGCUAACUGAUCAGAACAACUUUGGGGAGCACCUAGACACUCUACAGAUGCUGGUUGCUGGGUUUACGGCCCAUGUAGACAUUGAUCAUGCCCAUGAUAUGGCCAAUGAGAUGAGGCGUGCACGGGAGCAGCUCAAGGAAUGCCAGACCUUGGCCCAAACCUACAACACCAGAGAACGUUUGUUUGGUCUUCCUGUCACGAACUAUGAUCGUCUGCAAAAGCUGGUUAAGGAUUUCCAGCCUUUUAAAGACCUAUGGACCACCACCUCUGAUUGGCUACAUUCGCAUGAGAGCUGGCUGAAUGAUUCACUAUCUUCCAUUGAUCCUGAGCAGCUUGAGCGCAAUGUUACAGAUGCCCACAAGACCAUGCACAAAUGUAUUAAACAGUUCAAGGACAUUCCUGAGUGCCAGAUGGUGGCAACUGUAAUCCGCAACAAGAUUGAGGACUUCCUUCCUUACAUCCCUCUGAUUCAAGGCCUAAGGAACCCAGGGAUGAAGAGUCGCCACUGGGAGAUGCUUUCUGAACGCAUUCAGAUGGAAGUAAAGCCCAAAGCGAACCUGACCCUCUCCCGCUGCCUGGAGCUUGGCCUGCAGAACCACGUGGAUGACAUAGCUCAUGUGGCUGAGGUGGCUGGGAAAGAGUACACCAUUGAGCAGGCGCUGGAAAAGAUGGAGCAAGAGUGGACAACAGUAGUUUUUGAUGUGCUGCCCUACAAGGAGACAGGCACCUACAUUCUGAAGAGCCCAGAUGAAGCAUCCCAGUUGCUGGAUGACCACAUUGUCAUGACGCAGAGCAUGUCCUUCUCUCCCUUCAAGAAAGCCUUUGAGGACCGCAUCAACACCUGGGAGAGCAAGCUCAGAAUGACUCAAGAUGUGCUGGAGGAGUGGCUGACAUGCCAGCGCUCCUGGCUCUACCUGGAGCCCAUCUUCAGCUCCGAUGAUAUCAACCAGCAGCUGCCUGUGGAGGGAAAAAGAUACCAGCACAUGGAGCAAAUAUGGAAAAGAGUCAUGAAAAGUGCCUUUAACAAUCGAAUGGUGAUUAAGCUGUGUCCAGAUGCUCGUCUACUGGACAAACUUAAGGAGUGCAACGUACUUUUGGAGCACGUGCAGAAGGGUCUCAGUGAGUACUUGGAGACAAAACGAGGCUCCUUCCCCAGGUUUUACUUCCUGUCAGAUGAUGAGCUCCUGGAGAUUCUCUCCCAGACCAAAGAUCCCAAUGCUGUUCAACCACACCUGCGCAAAUGUUUCGAGAACAUUGCACAGCUUCAAUUCCAGUCAGAUCUACAGAUCACACAUAUGUACUCUGGAGAAGGGGAGGAGGUGAAGCUGUUCCUGCCAGUGUGGCCAACUGGAAAUGUGGAAAACUGGCUAAGGGAUGUGGAGAAGUCUAUGAAGGCCACGUUGAGGGAUAACAUUGACCGCUCACUCAAAGUCUACCCUGAGCAUCCUCGUGUAGAGUGGGUGUUAUCAUGGCCUGGUCAAGUGGUGAUAGCAGGCUGUCAGGUCUUCUGGACUGCUGAGGUGUCUGAGGCUUUGGAGCGGGGAGACUUGGCUGACCACCUUUACCCCCAACUACAGACACAGCUGGGUGACUUGGUGCAGCUAGUGAGACAAGGUCUCUCUAUGAUGCAGCGAGCUGUGCUGUCAGCCCUCAUCGUCAUAGAGGUCCAUGCUAAGGAUGUAGCAGCCAAGCUGGUGGAGCAGGAGGUCUCAAGCAUCAAUGACUUUGAAUGGAUCAGCCAGCUCAGGUACUACUGGGCAAAAGAUGACUUGUACAUCCGUGCUGUGAAUGCAGAGUUCUUAUAUGGAUAUGAGUACCUAGGUAACUCUGGACGCCUAGUCAUCACACAGCUCACUGACAGAUGCUACCUGACCCUGACAGGAGCACUGCACCUGAAGUUUGGAGGAGCUCCAGCAGGUCCAGCAGGGACAGGAAAGACAGAAACCACUAAAGACCUGGGAAAGGCUCUUGCCAUCCAAACAGUGGUUUUCAAUUGCUCUGAUCAGCUGGACUUCAUUGCUAUGGGCAAGUUCCUCAAAGGACUGGCAAGCUCCGGUGCUUGGGCAUGCUUUGAUGAGUUUAAUCGUAUUGAUGUGGAGGUGCUGUCUGUCGUGGCACAACAGAUCACCACUAUACAAAAGGCCCAACAGCAAAGGGCAGAGCGGUUUAUGUUUGAGGGGUCAGAGAUCCCUCUUGUCCCUUCUUGUGCUGUAUUCAUCACUAUGAAUCCUGGUUACGCUGGACGCACAGAACUACCUGACAAUCUUAAGGCCCUGUUUCGUCCUGUGGCGAUGAUGGUUCCCAACUAUGCAAUGAUAGCUGAGAUCUCCUUGUACUCCUUUGGCUUCAGUGAUGCCAAAGUCCUCUCCAAGAAGAUCACCACCACUUUCAAGCUCUCCUCUGAACAGCUCAGCUCUCAGGAUCAUUAUGAUUUUGGUAUGAGAGCUGUGAAGACUGUGAUUUCAGCGGCUGGAAACCUGAAGAGAGAAAAUCCUAACAUGAAUGAGGAGCUGAUCUGUCUGCGAGCCAUUCAAGAUGUCAAUGUACCAAAGUUUUUACAGGACGACUUGAAGCUCUUCCACGGUAUUGUGUCCGAUCUUUUCCCUAAGACAAAACAGGAGCCAAUCAACUAUGGCACACUCGAAGAGUCAAUGCGCAAUGUUUGCACCAAAAAGAACCUCAAAGAUGUGGAUGGGUAUAUUAGUAAGUGUAUUCAGCUGUAUGAGACUACUGUGGUGAGACAUGGCCUGAUGUUGGUGGGGCCCUCUGGAUCUGGUAAAACCAAGUGCUAUGAGAUACUAGGUGCAGCAAUAACAGCUCUGAAGGGCCAGCCCUCUGUGAGUGGUGGUGUGUAUGAGCCAGUUCACACAUAUGUCCUCAACCCCAAAUCUAUCACCAUGGGACAGCUCUAUGGGGAGUAUGACUUGCUCACACACGAGUGGACAGAUGGUAUCCUUUCAUCACUUAUACGUGGCGGAGCAGCAUCUAUGGACAAAGAGAAAAAAUGGUACAUGUUUGAUGGGCCAGUGGAUGCUGUGUGGAUUGAGAACAUGAACACUGUACUGGAUGACAACAAAAAACUGUGCCUUAGCUCUGGGGAAAUCAUUAAGCUCACUGAUGUGAUGACCAUGAUGUUUGAGGUUCAGGAUUUGGCGGUGGCUUCCCCAGCCACAGUUUCUCGCUGUGGUAUGGUCUACCUAGAGCCCAGUAUUUUGGGCCUCAUCCCUUUUACAGAGUGCUGGCUGAAGCAAGUCCCUCAAGUCUUGAAACCAUACACGAAGAAGCUCAACUCCCUAUUUGCCAGAUUCCUGCAGGACUCCAUCACAUUUGUCCGCACAUCAGUAAAGGAGGUCAUUGUGUCCCUUGACAGCAACCUUGCCUGUAGUCUGCUUAAACUAAUGGACUGCUUCUUCCAUCCCUUUGACUUUAAAGAGGAUGAAAGGCCACUACCUCAAAAGAACCUGGACUGCCUGAACGAGCUGAUCGAGCCCUGGUUUUUUUUUUCUCUGGUGUGGAGUGUAGGAGCCACAGGAGACGCAGCCAGCUGUCAGCGCUUCAGUGCUUGGCUCAAGAACAAGAUGGCAGAGGAGAAGAUUAAAUUAUGUUUUCCAGAGGAGGGCCUUGUAUAUGACUACAGGCUUGAUGAUGCAGGGAUCAGUAACUUGGAGGAUGAUGACGAAGAUGAGGAAAGAAAAGUCCAGUGGAUCAGCUGGAUGAAAUACGCAAAGAGUGUUGUAAUCACUCCAGAGACAAAUUAUGCUGACAUCAUCAUUCCUACUGCUGACACAAUGAGAAUGUCCUUCCUGAUGGAUAUGUUGUUAACCAAUAAGAAACCUGUGCUCUGUAUUGGGCCAACUGGCACAGGAAAGACCCUGACUAUGUCAGACAAGCUGCUCAAGAACAUGCCUUCUGAAUACAUCACAAACUUCCUCAUGUUCUCUGCCCGCACCUCAGCCAACCAGACUCAAGAUUACAUCGACAGUAAACUAGACAAAAGGCGGAAGGGUGUGUUUGGGCCUCCAAUAGGGAAGUACUUUAUCUUUUUCAUUGAUGAUCUAAACAUGCCAAUGUUGGAGACUUACGGUGCCCAGCCACCUAUUGAACUGCUGCGGCAGUGGAUGGACCAUGGAGGCUGGUAUGACAGGAAGCAGAUAGGUACUUUCAUGCAUGUGGUGGACAUCAAUUUUGCCUGUGCCAUGGGACCUCCAGGUGGAGGCCGGAAUCCUAUCACCCAGCGCUUCACACGCCACUUCAACUUCCUGUCCUUCACUGAAAUGGAUGAUACCAGCAAGAAGAUGAUUUUCUCCACCAUUCUAGGCAGUUGGAUGGAGGGAAAUAUGAGUAAAAAGGAACCAGGAAGACCUGUGCCAGCAAUCCAGCCACUGAAUGAGUCUCUUGUAGAUGCCACUAUCCGGAUCUAUACCACCAUUACCUCCCAGCUUCUUCCAACUCCAUCCAAGUCUCAUUACACCUUCAACCUGAGAGACCUGUCCAAGGUCUUCCAGGGCAUCCUCAUGGCUGAGGCAGGCACGAUAGAGGACAAAUUGCAGCUGCUGCAGCUGUGGUACCACGAAAGCUGCCGGGUUUUCCAGGACCGCCUGGUGUGUGCUGAGGACAGAGACUGGUUCAACAGGCUCCUGAAAGAUUGCAUUCAGGGGUUUGACUGCAGCUUUGAAGACGUUGUGCCUUGUCAACCUGUUCUGUAUGGAGAUUUCAUGAUUCCUGGAGCUGACCACAAAGUCUACACCCUCAUAGAAGACAAGGAAAAGUUAGCAAAAGUGAUGGAGGAAUACAUGGAAGACUACAACCAGAUCAGUACCACCAAGAUGAAGCUGGUGCUCUUUAUGGAUGCCAUUGAACAUGUGUGCCGUAUCAGCCGUAUCCUUCGCCAGCCCCUGGGCAAUGCCCUGCUGCUUGGAGUGGGUGGCAGUGGGCGCCAGUCACUCACUAAGCUGGCAUCACAUAUGUCAGAAUAUGAGUGUUUCCAGAUUGAAUUGUCCAAGAACUACGGUCAAACAGAGUGGAGGGAGGAUAUUAAAAGCAUCAUGCUGAAGGCUGGUCUUCAGAACCAGCAGAUAACCUUCCUCUUUGUAGACACACAGAUUAAGAGUGAGUCAUUCCUGGAAGAUAUCAACAACAUUUUGAACUCUGGCGAUGUUCCUAACCUGUAUGCAUCAGACGAGCAGGAGCGCAUCCUGGCAGCAAUGAAGCCAGUGGUGCUAGACCUGGGGCAGCAGCCAACUAAAGCCAACCUCAUGGCUGCCUACAUCAGGAGGGUUCGCAGCAACAUCCACAAUGUGCUCUGCAUGAGUCCUAUGGGUGAGGUGUUUCGCGCACGGUUGAGGCAGUUUCCCUCACUGGUGACAUGCUGUACCAUAGACUGGUUCAGCGCCUGGCCAGAAGAAGCUUUGCAAGCUGUAGCCACAUCGUUUCUUAAUGAGCUGCCUCAGCUAGAAGCCAGCCCCACAGCCAUGAGGGGACUGACAAGUAUGUGUGUAAAGAUCCACCAGAUGGUAGCCAGGAAGAGUGAACAGUACCUGGUUGAGCUUUCACGCUACAACUAUGUCACACCCAAGAGCUUCCUGGAACUUCUCAAAAUCUUCUCGGAUCUCAUUGGACAAAAGAAGCAAGAACUGUGUGCUGCUCGUCAGCGCAUGAAGACUGGUCUGGACAAGCUCCUUAGCACAGCAGAGGAUGUGAGUAAAAUGCAAGAGGAACUGGAGACAAUGAGACCUCUUUUGGAGGAGGCUGCAAGGGAGACUGAAGUCACCAUGGAGACAAUCAAAAAAGACACAGUGGUUGCAGAGGAGACCCGAAAGUCAGUGCAGGCAGAGGAGGAGAAAGCUUCAGAGAAAGCCCGUUUUGCAGGCGCCAUCGCAACAGAUGCCCAGAAAGACUUGGAUGAGGCUCUGCCAGCCCUGGAUGCUGCCCUCACCAGUCUCAAGUCACUCAAUAAGAAUGACGUCACUGAGGUGCGAGCAAUGCAACGACCACCCCACGGGGUGAAGUUGGUUAUUGAAGCAGUUUGCAUUAUGAAGGGCAUUAAACCCAAAAAGGUACCUGGAGAAAAGCCUGGCACCAAGAUCAAUGACUACUGGGAACCUGGAAAGGGUCUGUUACAGGACCCUGGCAAGUUUCUGGAGAGCUUAUUCAAGUAUGAUAAGGAAAACAUCCCAGAUAGUGUGAUCAAUUUAGUCCAGCCCUACAUAGAUAAUGAAGAAUUCCAGCCAGACUCCAUUGCCAAGAUUUCAAAAGCUUGUACCUCCAUUUGCCAGUGGGUGCGAGCCAUGCAUGUCUAUCACUUUGUGGCCAAGGGUGUGGAACCUAAAAGGAAAGCUCUCCAGGAGGCCCAGGAGGACUUAGCUUCGACCCAACUCAUCCUGGAUGAUGCCAAAGGCAAGUUGGCAGCGGUGGAGGGCGGCAUUGCCACUUUACAGGCCAAGUACCAGGACUGUCUGGCUAAGAAAGAUGAGCUGGACAACAAGUAUCAACUGUGUGAGGCCCGCCUUGUCCGAGCAGACAAGCUUAUAGGCGGACUGGCAGAUGAAAAAGUGCGCUGGAAGGAAACUGUGCUUCAUCUGGAUUACAUGGUUAAUAAUGUAGCAGGUGACGUGCUUCUAUCUGCAGGAUACAUUGCAUACCUGGGACCCUUCACUGGGGAAUACAGGGCAGCCAUGGCAGAGGAAUGGCUGCAUUGUUUCAAAGAGCUAAGUGUUCCACACACUGAAGAACCCAACCUGAUCAACACCCUAGGAAAUCCAGUCAAGAUCCGCUCCUGGCAGAUAUCAGGUUUGCCCAAGGAUAAUCUUUCAGUGGAGAAUGGUGUGAUUGCUCAGUACUCUCUGCGUUGGGCUCUGUUCAUUGAUCCUCAGGGACAAGCCAACAAGUGGAUAAAAAAUAUGGAGCAGGACAAUACGUUAGAGGUUAUGAAGCUUAGUGACCGGGACUUCCUACGUAGUCUUGAAAACGCCAUUUGCUUUGGUAAACCCUGUCUUUUAGAGAAUGUAGGAGAGGAGCUAGAUCCUGCUCUAGAGCCUGUCCUGUUGCAACAGACAUUUAAGCAGCAAGGCAGCACAGUGCUGAAGCUUGGCGAUUCAGUCAUUCCCUACCAUGAAGGUUUCAAGAUGUACAUCACCACCAAGCUGCCAAAUCCACACUAUUCUCCUGAGGUCUCUACCAACGUCACGCUCAUUAACUUCACCCUGUCUCCCAGUGGUCUAGAGGACCAGUUGCUGGCCCAGGUGGUCGCUGAGGAGCGUCCAGACCUGGAGGAUGCUAAGAACCAGCUGAUCAUCAGCAACGCCCAAAUGAAACAGGAGCUGAAAGAAAUUGAGGAUGAGAUCCUGUCCCGACUCAGCUCCACAGAGGGAAACCCUGUGGACAAUGUGGAGCUCAUCCAAGUAUUGGGGGCCUCCAAGAUCAAAGCUGGAGAAAUCAAGGCCAAAGUGAUGGCAGCAGAAAAGACAGAACGAGACAUUGAUGCCACCCGUCUGGAGUAUGUACCAGUGGCUGUGCGCACGCAGAUCCUCUUCUUCUGUGUAUCAGACCUAUCCAUUGUCGACCCAAUGUACCAGUACUCCCUGGAGUGGUUCCUUGGCAUCUUCAUGGCUGGCAUUGCCAACUCUGAGAGAGCAGACACUGUGAAAAAGAGAAUCACCAACAUCAAUGAAUUUUUCACCUUCAGCCUGUACAGCAAUGUGUGCCGCAGUUUGUUUGAGAAGCACAAACUCAUGUUCGCCUUCCUUCUCUGCACUCGCAUCAUGAUGAAUGAGAACAAAAUUGACAAGGCUGAAUGGCGCUACCUGCUAUCUGGAGGGAUGCCCAUCCAAGAGAUGACCAACCCCGCAGUUAGCUGGCUAUCAGAGCGCGCCUGGCAGGACAUCCUGGGCCUCAGUGCUCUGGACAACUUCAGCAAACUGGCAGAGAGCUUCGCCAAACAUCUGCAGGGUUUCAAAAGAAUUUUUGACAGCAACCAGCCUCACAGGGAGCCCCUCCCAGAAGAGUGGGACACAGAGCUGGACUCAUUCCAGAAGCUGUUGAUCCUGCGCUGUCUGAGGGCUGACUGCCUCGUCCAAGGCCUGCAGGACUUUGUCUCAGCUCAGCUGGGACAGCGCUUCAUUGAACCUCAGACGUCAGACCUGUCUGUGGUGUUUGCAGAGUCAUCCCCCUCCACUUCUCUCAUUUUUGUCCUUUCCCCUGGCACUGACCCUGCUGCUGACCUCUACAAGUUUGCUGACGUCAUGCAAUUCUCCAAGAAAAUGAGUGCCAUCUCUCUGGGCCAGGGCCAGGGCCCCUGGGCUGAGACUAUGAUGCACGCUGCCAUGGAAAAAGGUCAGUGGGUCUUUUUCCAGAACUGUCACCUGGCUCCCAGCUGGAUGCCAUCAUUGGAGAGACUCAUCGAAAACAUCAAUCCAGUAAAGGUGCACAAGGACUUCCGCCUAUGGCUCACAAGUCUUCCAAGCAACAGGUUCCCAGUGUCCAUUCUCCAAAAUGGUUCCAAGAUGACAAUUGAGCCUCCCAGGGGGAUCAAGGCCAACCUACAGAAAACCUACCUGAGGCUUACUAAUGAUUUCAUCUCCUCUUCCACCAAGAUAACGAACUUCAAGUCUUUGCUCCUGUCUCUGUGUCUGUUCCAUGGAAUUGCUUUGGAGCGAAGGAAGUUUGGCCCUUUGGGUUUCAAUAUUCCCUACGAGUUCACAGACGGAGACCUAAACAUCUGCAUCAGCCAACUCAAAAUGUUCCUGGAUGAGUACCAGGACAUCCCAUACAAGGUGCUAAAAUACACCGCAGGGGAGAUAAAUUAUGGCGGCCGUGUGACAGAUGAUUGGGACAGACGAUGUCUGCUCAGUGUGCUAGAGGUUUUCUAUUGUCCCGCUGUUCUUAUUGAUGAUCAUGUCUACUCUUCGUCUGGAGUCUACCGGCAGAUAGACACAAAUCUGGAUAUCAAGGGUUACUUGGCAUACAUUCGUGGUUUGCCCAUCAACGAUACACCUGAGAUUUUUGGUCUCCAUGACAACGCGAACAUCAGCUUUGCCCAGAAUGAGACCUUUGCCCUGCUUGGAGCCGUGGUUCGUCUGCAGCCUCGAGCUGCAUCUGCUGGGGGGAAAAGUCAAGAGGAGAUAGUGGAGGAGAUAGUGGCAGGCAUUGCUGAAAAGAUCCCACGGCCUUUCAGCGUCCAGGAACUGAUGGAAAAGUACCCAGUCCUUUAUGAAGAAUCCAUGAACACAGUGCUCAUCCAGGAGGUCAUCAGAUAUAACAAGCUGCUUGCGGUCAUCUCUCAGAGUCUCAGUGAUAUUGUCAAGGCUCUGAAGGGUUUAGUGGUGAUGUCAUCAGAACUGGAGCUUAUGGCCAUGAGCCUGUUCAACAAUGUGGUGCCUGAUAUGUGGAAAGCCAAGGCCUACCCAUCUCUGAAGCCUCUGGCCUCCUGGGUGUCAGACCUGCUUCAGAGGAUCAGUUUCCUGCAGGGAUGGAUCUAUAAUGGCAUUCCACCUGUCUUCUGGAUUAGUGGCUUCUUUUUCCCACAGGCCUUUCUCACUGGAACCCUCCAGAAUUACGCCCGUCGCUACGGCACCUCAAUCGACACAAUUGGAUUUGACUUUGAGGUAAUAGAGAAGUCAGUGUCAGAAAUAACAGAGAAACCAAACGCAGGCUGCUACAUCCAGGGUCUAUUCCUGGAGGGGGCUCGCUGGGAUAAUGGGACAGGUCAGCUCACAGAGUCCAGGCCCAAGGAGCUCUACACGGAAAUGCCCGUCAUCUGGCUGAUCCCCAUGUCCAACCGCAAAACUCCGACCUCUGGGGUCUAUGUCUGUCCCAUCUACAAGACACUGACACGUGCUGGGACACUCUCCACUACAGGACAUUCCACCAACUACGUGAUGUCAGUGGAGCUGCCUUCAGAUCGCAAUCAGAGACACUGGAUCAAACGUGGAGUGGCCCUCAUAUGUGCACUGGACUAUUGAACAAAACAUACACAGACCUUUUAAUUUGCCAUUGUGCUUCAUACUGUGUGUGUGAUUUUGAACCCACAAUGAUGAUAAUUGCAGUUGUGGUUUCUGAAUCCUACUUCAAAUCAAACAGAUGCUUUCUCUUCACAUACUAUUUUACUAAAAAAUAGCUACUUAAAGCUCUUUAGUUUGUUUGUAGUUGUAAUUAAACGUUUUUCACAAUGCAAUAUUAAUUUGAUGUUUUCAUUUACAAUUAAUUGCUGUGUUGAAAAUAGAUUCAGCUGCACGGG